CAGCAAGCUUAUUGCUUUUAUAUAUUAUUAUAUACUUUCGAAGAUUGAUGUUGAUAAGAAGCACAUAAUAAGAAGUAAAAUGUACAGUACUUGUAACUAGUUAUAUAUCCUCAGCCGCGGUACGGUACAGGACGGUAUCAUAUAAUAUAGAACGCAGACUAGAGGCAGGGUAAAAUUUCGUGAUAGCAAAUACACGUACCGUACCCAGGCCUGUGUAUUAUUGCCGUACCUAGGCAUCGCAGCCCAGCGCCGAGUCUUCUGUUCUGUCUCGUCCAACCGCAUAAAUAAGUUACGUUACAAACCAGACAAACUUCAGCCAUUCCAUCCAUCCAUCCAUCCAUCCAUCCAUCAAUCAUCCCAUUCCGCCUCAAAUCUUCCUAUCUCGGAUUUCUCUCUCUCUCUCUCUCUCUCUCUCUCUCUCUCCUCGCGCUUCUGCAACCACCCCGUCUCUGUUCUCCGCUUUCUCUCCGCCCUCCUUCCCCCCCCCUUGUUCCCCGGGUAUCCUUCUCCUUAUCAUUUGCAAUUAAUUAUCUCGUUAUUUAAUUAAACCGCUCUCUAUUCUCGCGUCUCUAUUGGACUACUCUUACCACUUACUUGCAUAUCUCCCCCAACCCUCAUCCUCCUUUACCCAACCACCCUCCCCUCCAAUGCGCUAUUCGCAUCGCUAUCAGUAUUUUCCCACAGCAGCCUAAUCUAUUUUCGUCAUCUCAUCUCCUGCUCUGCCGCAUCUCAGCGUGGAGACAUGGUGGUCCCACCCUCGACUGGAGCAUUCACUGCCCAGCAGUCCCAGCCAUCGGCCACCCGCUCCUCAACCCGCGCCUCGAACUCGAACCACCACCACCAAUCUUACAAUGCCAAUGUCCCUCUGAGUGCUAGAAGGGCUGCGCCCCUCGAUCUCUCUACCGUCGAGCGACGUGGCCAUCCUGCUGCUAGUAGAGAUCCCGUCAAGCGUGUGCGACCUCAUGGUUUACAGGAAGCUCCAACUUUCCGUCCUACAGAGGAAGAAUUCAAAGACCCUUUCGAAUACAUCCGCAAAAUCGCGCCGGAAGGAAAGAAAUAUGGCAUUUGCAAGAUUGUCCCCCCCGAUAGCUGGACUCCGCCUUUUGCUAUCGACACAGAGCGAUUCCAUUUCCGCACCCGCCGGCAGGAGUUGAACUCGGUUGAAGGAGGCACCCGAGCGAAUCUCAACUACCUCGACCAACUAACGAAAUUCCAUAAACAACAUGGAAUGAAUCUAAGCCGUUUCCCCAGCGUCGAUAAGCGCCCACUUGAUCUCUAUAAGCUUAAAAAGGCCGUCGAUAUCCGUGGGGGUUUCGAUCAAGUUUGUAAACUGAAAAAAUGGGCCGAGAUCGGCCGGGACUUGGGCUACAGUGGCAAGAUCAUGUCCUCAUUAUCAACCUCGUUAAAGAAUUCCUACCAACGCUGGCUACACCCUUACGAGGAAUAUCUGCGCGUCGCCAAGCCUGGUGUCCAGCAACAGUUGGAGUUUGAGCACGGAGGACCGUACACCCCGUCCCCGGGAACGUCUCCGACCGCUAAACGGUCACAGACAAACAAUAAUCGCUCCUCCGAAGUUAGCAAGAACUCUCCAGCGGCGAGAGCAUCUGCUGCACUCAAUAGUUCGGUGAGAGACAACGAGGUCAAGAAAGACGAAUCUUCAACUCCACUUGAUUACCCCCAGGAACGACAUGUCACCACUUCGGGUUUCACAGCAGUCAAUGCUACUACAAGCGGAUUUUCUGCAAUCAAUGCGCCUCCAUCAUUCGUUGCGGUCAACAGUUCGGCUCCUACGGUAAAACGGGAGAUGGAGAAUGGAACCCAUCCAGCAGCCCUUGGAAAGCAUACCUCGACAUCCAACAACGCCACAGAACAGCACCAGCCUGAAGCUAGCCGUACACCAACCGUCAACGGCCACAGUUCACAACCACUCAAACGUGCAUUCAGCCAAGAAAGCUUGACGGGGAGUUCGCAGACCGACAACCCAGAUACUGAUGGCGCAAACGGGCGACGCAGUAAACGCCUGAAGAAAGAUGGCGUGCCAACGGUCGCGGGGUCGCAUAUGAGCUUACUCCGCCCUACGCCAACUCAGGGGCGAACGAAGAAUGGAACCAGGAAAACCGGAGAUCGGUGUGAAAAUUGCGGCAAGAGUGACGAUCGUCUAACUAUUCUAGCAUGCGACGGAUGUGAAAAUGGUUAUCACAUGCACUGUCUUGACCCGCCCCUUGAAUCAGUCCCCGAUUACGACUGGCAUUGCCCUAAAUGCCUGGUGGGAACUGGAGAGUACGGAUUUGAAGAAGGUGGGAUAUACUCGCUAAAACAGUUCCAGGAGAAAGCGAAUAAUUUCAAGGAAAAUUAUUUUGCUCCAAGGAUGCCAUUUGAUCCCGUUCUCAAUGCUCCUCGAAAGGAAACCGAGGAUGACGUUGAGCGAGAGUUCUGGCGGCUUGUUGAAAGUUUGACCGAGACUGUUGAAGUCGAGUAUGGCGCAGAUAUUCACUCGACAACUCAUGGAAGCGGAUUUCCCACUGUCGAACGGAAUCCUUUGGACCCUUAUUCUGUUGACCCGUGGAAUCUGAAUGUUAUGCCUCUGCACUCAGAGUCGCUCUUCCGGCAUAUUAAGUCAGACGUCUCUGGCAUGACCGUUCCGUGGGUGUAUGUUGGCAUGUGUUUCUCUACAUUUUGCUGGCAUAAUGAAGACCACUACACGUAUUCAGCCAACUAUCAACAUUUUGGUGCUACAAAGACGUGGUAUGGGAUUCCCGGGGAUGAUGCUGAAGCUUUCGAGGAAGCUAUGCGCCAAGCAGUCCCGGAACUAUUCGAAACUCAGCCGGAUCUCUUGUUCCAGCUCGUCACGUUACUGCCGCCGGAUCAAUUGAAGAAAGCAGGCGUCAACGUGUAUGCUCUCGACCAGCGUGCCGGCCAAUUCGUUAUCACAUUUCCACAAGCAUAUCACGCCGGGUUUAACCAUGGAUUUAAUUUCAACGAAGCCGUUAAUUUCGCUCCAUCAGAUUGGGAACCACUAGGCCAAGCCGGAGUAGAGCGCUUGCAGGAAUUUCGACGGCAGCCUUGCUUUUCACACGACGAGUUGCUCAUCACAGCUGCCGCGAGGGAUACAUCUAUUAAAACUGCUAAGUGGCUUGGCCCCGCGCUGCAGCGCAUGUGCAAUCGAGAGCUCGAACAACGCUCGGCCCUACUAGCGCGCCAUCAGGAGCUUCGUCCACAUAACUGUAAAAUUACUGGCGGAGACGAAGAGUCGGAGGAGUGCAAACUAAAAUUCGUGGUUGAGGAUACGGAUCUUCCUGAAGAAGAGUAUCAGUGCAGUUACUGCAAAGUAUACAGUUAUCUGACGCAGUUCAAAUGCCAAAAAAAGGGCAAGACUCUGUGUCUUUUACAUGUCGAGAGCUAUGAUUGCUGUGGAGAAGAUAUCUCGCAAAAAUUACUUGGAGCUAACCAUACCUUACGCUAUCGCAUGUCCGAUGAUGCCUUGAGAUCGUGCGUUCAGAAAGUGGAAGACCGAGCUCGAAUCCCGGAAACCUGGGCCGAAAAGGUGGACAAAAUUCUCGCGGACGAACCGAAACCUUCGUUGAAAGCUUUGCAUGCUUUACUCAGUGAGGGAGAGAAAAUCCCAUAUUUCCUACCCGGUCUGCAGGAUCUGGCCUCGUUUGUUCAGCGUUGCGACAAAUGGGUCGAUGAAGCUAAUAAUUACAUUACUCGUAAACAGCAGAAUCGUCGCAAAAAUGAGAAGGCAUGGCGCAGAGGCAAUUUGGCCAAAGCAGCUCAACUGGAAGAGCGCGAUCGUGAGCUCCGCAGGGUGGAAAAGAUCCAUGCGUUACUCGAGGAAGCGGACAACCUUUCCUUUGAUUGCCCGCAGAUAACAUCGCUUAGGGAAAAGAUCCAGGAGAUUCAGAAGUUUCAAAGUGAUGUCCAAGCUAUUCUUUGCAACCCUCACAUUAGUUCGACCCAGGAGGUCGAGGAGCUAUUAGAUCUUGGAAGGAGCUUCAAUGUUGACAUGCCUGAGGUAGACAAGCUUGAGAAGGCCCUAAGCCAAAUGAAAUGGAAUGAUCAGGCCCGCCGCAAACGGGAGCAACUCCAAACGCUCGAUGAAUGUCGCGAGUUCAUUGCACAGGGCGAGCAGCUAGGCUUAUCUGAGACAAACGAGCAUCUACUUUAUUUCAAAGAAAUGCAUCGCCUAGCAGAAACCUGGGAAGCAAAGGCAAAAGAACUCAUGUCGGUAGAGGCUGUGCACUACCAACAGCUGGAAGCACUUUCCUCACAGGCAGCUAAAUUGCCUGUGUCCCCCGAGACCCUUUCUGCAGUUGACGCCAUCUUGACAAAGCAACGUGAAGCACAACGACAGAUCUCCUCAUUCUAUGAUGGAAGCAGAAAUCCGGAUUUUAGGAAAAGGCCCCAUUAUAAGGAUGUCCGUGAUCUUAUGGAAUCUCUGACGGAAUUGAACAGCAAGCCGAAUGGAACCAUCGACCUGGAAAAGGAGCAGAAGCGCCAUGAGGAUUGGAUGCGGAAGGGUAAGAAGUUGUUUGGCAAAGCCAACGCUCCAUUGCACAUACUCAAGAUGCAUCUACAAUAUGUUGAAAAGAAGAACUCAUUUUGCUUCGAUCUUGAGGACCGGUGUCGUCCACCUGUUGAACCGGCGUCGCGAGAGGCAAGUCCCGAUGCUGAGGCUCAUAAUUGGACUGGUAGUAGGUCGAAGAAAAAGGAUGUAUUCUGUAUCUGUCGGCAACAGGAAGCUGGGCUAAUGAUCGAGUGCGAACUUUGUCAUGAGUGGUACCACGGAAAAUGCCUGAAAAUUGCGAGAGGCAAAGUCAAGGAAUUUGACAGCUAUACUUGCCCCAUUUGCGAUUGGCGUGUCAAGAUCCCUCGCGAUGCAGCUCGUCCCAAAUUAGAAGAGUUGCUUGAUUGGCAGGCCGAAAUUCCUGACCUCCCAUUCCAACCCGAAGAAGAACAGAUUUUGGAGUCGAUAAUUGACCAAGCAACAUCGUUCCGGGAUUUCGUGCGACCACUCGUGAACUCUGCUGCCUGCAUGACUGCCGAAGAAGUUCCAACACAGAUCUUCUAUCUCAGGAAGAUGGAAGGGGCAGAAGUCCUCCUUGCCUUUGAAACGAAUUAUUUUCGCCAGGAGAUCCAUAAAUGGGCACCUGUCGCUCCCGAUCCGCCUCCAAUUCUUGAAGUGUCCUUAUCUACUCGCAAGCCACGACCGACAAAACAGCAAAAGAUGAUGGCCCAACUUGGAGUUGAGAAACCUGAAGAUCUUCCACUUCACCUACGGACCAAGCAGCAUACAUUUUCCAGCAAGCGUAAAUCAACCGAAUCCCAUGCUUCUGGACGGCCUCCCCCCUUACAACCGGCACCUCAGAUUCGCUCCAACACACCAUCCGGUGACCCUCGAUCUGCUUCCACAGGCAAUGUGCCGACUCCGACUAGUGUAGCCCCGCCAGCCCCCGCUUCUCAACAUCCGGCUGCAUUCUCAUUCUCACAUCCGUUCCCAAUACCUUCAAAUGACGCAAAUCCGUCUUACGCCCCUACAUCAUCAGCAUACCUCCCAGGUGUGAACAAUGUGCAUUCCCCUUCGUUCGACCCCACCUCCCCACCAUCUCACCACCAAGGUCUCGAUCCAUCCCUAUUCAGCCCUCCAAGCUUUACCCGAAGCAACCCCCUCCAUACUCAGAACAUGGGUAAAGACCACGACGAUAUGGGUGGCCCAAUGGCCUUUGCCAGUAGCCCACGUGGAGGGGACAUGGAAGACCUUUUUGCCGAGAUGACGAACCAAGACACGGAGCAAAUGGAGGCGUUGGAGGUUAGCCAUGCGAAUGAGGCGCUGGAGGCACUUCGAAGCGCUAGUAACAGUGGCGCGCAGGACCGCUCUGCUUCUGGAUCUGGCGAUGAUUUCGGCGAGGAGAAUGGCGGUGAUGGCCAGGAUCGCGAUGGUGAGGAUACGUCGAACAACCUCCUUGCCGACGAAUUCUUGACCUGAUUUCUCUUACGAUUGAUUGCGUUUGACCAACUCCCAGUGAAGGAUGUGCUUCAUUAUUUUCCCUAUCUUCUACUCUGCUGUUAUCGAAGCCCUUUUUACUCCCUCUUUUUUCCUGUUUUUAACGCCGUUAAUCUAUGCCCCACUCUGCCAUUUCCUUCUUUGUUCAAUGUUUGAGAUUUCAUGUGGAAUUUCUUAUUCUUUUCCCCUUAUCCCAUUUUCAAACUUCUUGCCUUUGAUUUUGUGUUCCUUCUUCUUUGCUUUAUGUAUUUUUUUUUCUUUCCCCCCCCCCCCCUACUGUUCAAUUACACUCCUGUAGACAAAAUGAUUAUAACAUCAACAUUAUUACCACAUUACACGGCGCGCCACGGAUGGGUUAAUUUUUAUGGGGGUUGCGGGUGGAAUCUGCAAAUGGGAAGGAUAUUUUAGGUGGGCGCUCUUCUGUUUUUUUUUAACUUUUCUCGUUUCGUUUCUUUUCUUCUCUUUUUCCUUGCUACAGUAUUAUUGACUACUCUGGAAUGCUCGUAUUAUCUACCCGAAUGGUGUCAUUGCUUCAGUUGCGCAUUUUAUUCUCUCUAUUUAUUCUUAUCAUUUUUAACUUUUUUUUAUUAUUAUUUAUUAUACAUUUCUGUCAACCUAUUGUGUGAUUGCUCACUUCUGCGCAUCGUCAUAUGUUACGUUGAGUCGUUACAUGCGAAGGAGAAAGAAAAUCCACUCGUGCCUGGCUCUUCCUAGCUCCCCUUCUGUCGAUUUAAAUAAAUGCGAGGGGAAAAAAAGGGAAGAAGGGAAUUUUUUCAUUUGUGGCGUAACGCGAAAGAAGAUCAAUUUCCGGCACAUAUGUCUUGGUCCUUUCUGUCAAUGAUAUAUUUUCUUCUUCCUUUCUCCGUCUACCUGCCGGCGUUACUUCUGUAAGGUAGAUUUAAUUUAUAUGUUCUGACGAUUUGUUUUCCCUUGUUUGCGCACACACUACACUCCGCCUGGAAAACGGCCUGCUUCUUGCCUAUAGAUCAAUAAGCAAGUAAUAAUGAUAAUAUAAUUAUGACUUUUUAAGUGUGA
Messenger RNA from Blastomyces gilchristii SLH14081, 7039 nucleotides. RefSeq names its product histone demethylase JARID1. NCBI's taxonomy places the organism in Eukaryota, Fungi, Ascomycota, Eurotiomycetes, Onygenales, Ajellomycetaceae. The coding region runs from base 743 to 5986 and encodes 1747 amino acids. Gene Ontology annotation, biological process: chromatin remodeling. The transcript has 6 exons. Gene Ontology annotation, cellular component: nucleus. Gene Ontology annotation, molecular function: DNA binding; histone demethylase activity. The record is from RefSeq and is a predicted model, not a curated record.